Molecule: messenger RNA, 893 nt
Organism: Camellia sinensis
Lineage: Eukaryota; Viridiplantae; Streptophyta; Magnoliopsida; Ericales; Theaceae
Source: RefSeq, a predicted model, not a curated record
UGGUAUCAGAGCAGGUUUAGAACCUACUAUUUUUGCUUCCCCGGCGGGCGGCAACCUCACCUUAGCCGUCCGCCGGACCUCAACCUAGUCCGCCGGACCUCUACACAUACCUUCACUCCGCUGCCACAUUUCUUGCUGCUGGAGUUUUGUACUCAUCCAAAUUCAUGAUCAUCUCCAUUGCCUUGAUGCUGAUCGUGCCCUUUCUCUGCACACCAACAACAUCGUCUGAAUCUAAAUCUGAAGGUGCUUUUAUCAAGAAGACCAUCUCUUCCCACUCCAUCGUCAUCUUCUCCAAGUCCUACUGCCCGUAUUGUAAAAGGGCAAAAGCUGUCUUCAAAGAGUUGAACCAAACACCACAUGUUAUUGAGCUUGAUCAGAGAGAAGAUGGGUGGAACAUUCAGGAUGCCCUGAGUUUUGUUACUCUCAGGCGUACUGUACCACAGGUGUUCAUUAAUGGAAAACACAUUGGAGGCUCAGAUGAUACUGUUGAAGCGUAUGAGAGUGGAGAACUAGCAAAGCUUUUAGGUGUUUCUGCACAGUUUAAGGAUGAUCUUUAAGCCAAGAAUCCAGUCUCCAUGUGAUUUAUUCUCUUACUUCUGUAUGCAAUGGUCGGAAUAAUCAUGUCGGCUCCAGCAACAAGAAAGGGCAGACUGCAUUACCCUUUUCUCUCACCCAUGUGACCCAACUUUUGUCUCCCUCUUUUCAUUUCUUUAUUUUUUUUUUUCUUUUACUCACCCAUGUGACCCACGAUGUUCCCACCUACACUUUUUCUUUUCAUUACACUCUUGUUCCCCCCUUUCUUUAUUAUAUAUAUAUAUAUAUAUAUAUCUCUUUUUAUUAUAUUAUAUUAAAAAUAAAAAAAAAAAAUAUCUUCAUCUCUCCUCCGUUUGAUU